Messenger RNA from Zea mays, 786 nucleotides. RefSeq names its product transcription initiation factor TFIID subunit 7. Gene Ontology annotation, biological process: RNA polymerase II preinitiation complex assembly; transcription initiation at RNA polymerase II promoter. Gene Ontology annotation, cellular component: transcription factor TFIID complex. The transcript is spliced from 5 exons. Gene Ontology annotation, molecular function: RNA polymerase II general transcription initiation factor activity. NCBI's taxonomy places the organism in Eukaryota, Viridiplantae, Streptophyta, Magnoliopsida, Poales, Poaceae. The record is from RefSeq and is a predicted model, not a curated record. Bases 86 to 559 code for a protein of 157 amino acids.
ACUGUCUCUUCCUGAUUAGUGUUAUUUCGCUUGAGUAAGAGAUCCCUAAGUUUCGAUCCACUGUCCCAGUGGAUUUGGGACUGCGAUGGAGGAGCAGUUCAUCCUCCGCGUGCCGCCAUCCGUCGCAGAGCGGAUCGAGCGCCUCAUGAAUGAAUCCACCGCCUCCUCCUCCAACCCCCACGAGGCCUCCCUGGACCUCUCCUUCUCAGAGGAUGGAAGAAAUGACACAUUUAUGAUCGGUAAUGAGAGCUUUCCUGCAUCUCUCUUGGAUCUACCUGCUGUGGUGGAGUCAUACAAAACAUAUGAUGAUUCUGUACUAAUUAAAACUGCUGAUGUUGGUCAGAUGAUUAUGGUAAGAGAAGAAAAUGAUCCUGCUCCAGAAGGAGUUGAGUACAAGCAUGGGCUUACUCCUCCAAUGAGGGAUGCACGCAGGCGACGUUUCCGCAGAGAACCAGACUUGAACGCAGAGCUGGUUAACCAAGUUGAGAAGCAUCUUAUCAGUAUCAUGCAUGGAGUAUCUGUCAGUAUCCUUUUAUUUUCUUCUCUUGCCACUUGCUAAAUGGUAGCAUGUGUUGUAUUCUAGCAGCUAGGGAAAAUGGUAUAUAGUACUCUUUUUUACUAUUUAUUUAGGUAAUAGUUUUCUCAGUAUUUUUCUGGCUACUAACGUUGGUUGACAAACGGUUUGUCUACAUGGAGUUCCCUCCCUUUUUGACAAGCGCAAUGACGUGUUUCUUUGAAUCUUGUCUGUAUAGUGGUUUCAGAUUCAGAUAGAUGUUUUGAAAGCUA